Messenger RNA from Eriocheir sinensis (Chinese mitten crab), 1897 nucleotides. RefSeq names its product putative nuclease HARBI1. The coding region runs from base 546 to 1712 and encodes 388 amino acids. The transcript has 4 exons. Lineage: Eukaryota; Metazoa; Arthropoda; Malacostraca; Decapoda; Varunidae. The record is from RefSeq and is a predicted model, not a curated record.
AGGCAUGCAGAUAACAAUUUGUCGGAGGUUAGCCUCUUCUUGCAGGUAACUUUUUCUAAAUAUAAUAUUUUCAUCUUCAACUGCUAGCAUCUGUGACGACUGACAAACUUCUAAUCUUCUCCUUUUAACAGAUGAGGUGGAGGGGCUUGGAGUGGAGGUGCUUUGGGUAGACGUGCUUGGAGUACAGGCUGUUGGGUUGGAGGUGAUUGGAGUCGCCGCGGUGGAGGCAGGUGGCGUGGCUGGAACACUGAUGUCUUUUUCCUCUUCUAACUUUCGUUUUUUACACUCCCUGGCCGUCUCCGCUUUCUUGCGCAUCUUCAACACGUGCUUCUUUACCCCUCCCAUGAUUACAGCUUGAGAAAUAAUGGCAAAAAAGAAUAAAUCGCGUGUGUGUCUGGGAGGCCGGGAAGCGACAACCUUACCCCUUCAGCUUUGGUAAGGCACUGAAGGCCAGGGCCCGUAUUCUACAUACCGUCAUAACUUCUUCUGACGGUCAUAGCGGAACAAAAUGGCGCAUUUCAGACAUAACUCCGUCAGAAACUCUUAUGGUCGACCAUAAACUCUUAUGGACGACCAUAAAAUUGCGCGGGACGCUGAGGUCGGGUUCACCCUGUCAUAACUCUGCUUAUGACCGUCAGAAGCGCGUCAACAUGGCAGCCCCACGUCAACACGCUCCCCAGCCUUUUCGAAGAAGAGACGUACUGAACGAGCUCAGCGAUGCUGAGCUUAUCAGAAGAUACAGAUUUGACAAGGAAGGUAUUUUGUACGUCACUAAUCUUGUGAGGGAAGCCUUGUCAAGUGACACCAAGAGGAGAAACCCACUCACCCCGGAGAUGAAGGUGAUCAUCACACUACGGUAUCUUGCCACGGGAAAAAUGCAAAUGUGUAGCAGCGACGACCUCGGCCCAUCACAGCCCAGCAUCAGCAGAGCCAUCACCCAGACCAUUGACGCCCUUGCAAACGUCAAUAUUCUCAAGCAGUUCAUCAGCUUCCCCACCACCCAAGACGUUACUGAGGCGAACAAGGCAGACUUCCUCACCAUUGCAAAUUUUCCCGGGGUUAUUGGUGUCGUUGAUGGGACACACGUAAGGAUUGUGGCACCAAAGGAGGAGGAAGACGUGUUUGUCAACCGCAAGGGCUAUCACAGUAUUAAUGUGCAGGUCAUAUUUGAUGCCAACUAUCGAAUACUGGAUAUCCUAGCGAAGUGGCCUGGCUCAGUGCAUGAUGCACGUAUUUUGAAUGGCUGUGGAGUGGCAGAAUUGUUCCAGAGAGGGCAUGUGCCACCAGGUAGUCACUUGUUGGGAGACAGUGGCUAUCCCAGCAAGCCAUGGCUCCUGACACCUUACCUGCGACCUCUGCCUGGACCUCAGUCACGCUAUAAUAGGGCCCACAAACGGACACGGAGUGUUGUGGAACGGGGAAUAGGACAGCUCAAGCGCCGCUUUCAUGUCCUACACAGCGAGGUCCGAGUAACUCCCCCGGUGAAGGUGUGCAAGCUGAUACAUGUAUGCGGCAUGCUCCACAACAUCUGCAAGGACAGGAAUAUUCCCAUUCCUCUCGAUGCGGCUCAACCUAACGCUGAAGAAGUGGAUCUUGCCAUGGCACAACCUGAAGGUGUGCAAGUUGUGCCGCCACUUCCAGCUGGUCAGCGGAAUGAAGGUCGCCUGUAUCGAGAUGAAUUCUGCAACUUGCAUUUCCACAAUGGAGACUGAAACCCGUUCCUCAGCACGACUGGACAAGUACAUGCCAAGCUGCCUCCCGUGCCCUUUCAGCUGCCUCCUGCGCCCUUGCAGCUGCCUCCUGCGCCCUUGCAGCUCCUGUGAAGGCCCGAGCACAAGCCGCCACCUCCUCUGCGGCUGCCUUCAUGGCCCGUGCAGCCUCCUCCCCAGCCUGUGCA